AUGUCGACAGAUAAACUGGCAACGCCAUUUGCUAACCACUUGAAAAAUGAUUCUCGUGAUUCCCAAGACAACAACCACCACCACCACCCACCACAGCUAGACUCAUUCACAUCUCAAAGAUCACCACGUUCAAGCCACGCCUUCUCCCGCGAAGAACUACCACCAAUAGAACAGGAAUUGACCGAUAGCGAAGACGAAGAUGAAUUCAUCCGCAGAUUCGGCGAUAUCAAUUUCCAAUACAUCAAGCCUCCCCGCGACAACUUCUGGUUCAUCAAGCCGCACGCGCUCAACUAUUUCAAAGACGGGAUAUUGUUCCGCACAAAAGGCGAACGUGGGUCCGCCAAAACGGAGUUGUUUUUGGAUUUGCUCUACGUGGGGUUGAUUGCCAAUCUAGCAGGCGAGGCAAGCGAACAAGCCUCGGGGAUCGCCAUCUUGAAAUACGUGCUAUUUUUCAUCCCCAUCUGGACGGUGUGGGCCGACAUCAAGGACUUCACAAACUACUACUACAACGAAGACUUGAGCCAGAAAAUAUACAUCUUUUGGAUAUUGUGCUUGUUGACGCUCUACGUCAACUCCCACUAUGCCGUCUUGCGCUCGUACGGAGACGCGGCAGUCACAAUCGUGCCCUAUAUGCUAUGCCGCCUAUCGCUAGCAGCGUCGUUGUUAAUCUACUCCUUCUAUAUCCCCGAACAUCGCGCACAACAGCGACUCUACUCCGCGUGUCUCGUGGUGACGUCGCUCUGUUGGCUAGCUGUGAUAUUCACCACCUCGACCCGCGUCAAGAUUGCGUUAGCGUUUGUUUUUGUCUUUCUCGAGCAAGUAAGCUUCUGCAUAUGCUAUCAUCCAUGGACAAAGAAGAUCAUGAAAUUGACCACGUCAACAGCAUUAAAUUUGGAGCAUGAAGUAGAACGCUUCUCGGUGUUUGUCACCAUUGCCAUUGGCGAGUUCUUGUAUAAGGUGGUCGCUACUGGCUCCUUGGGGAUUGGGUUCUCGUCCAAAUUUGCCCGCGGCGUGUUUUUGUUAGCGGAUGCCUAUGUCCUAUUUUGGCUUUACCAAUACGGAGGCACGAGCCAGCGCGCAGUGCACCCCUUGAGAAAUAGCGGAUGGCACGCCGUUUGCUGGAUCUAUGCGCAUUUGCCGCUUGUUGCGGCCUUGGUGUUGGCGGCUGAUGCCGGUGGUGAAUUGUGUGCCUUGGACGUUACCAGCACGGCAAAGACACACCACCAAGUCCACGAAUUAAGCACAGGCAAAAGACAAGAAGGAGAAGGAGAAGAAGAGAUGAACAUGUAUGGAUUAUCGUUCUUUUAUACUGGUGGGAUAUGCGUCGCGUUGGUUUCAAUGUUUAUCUUGGGUAUGCUUGAGAAAACCAGAGAUGAUCCCCGGCUAUUCAUCCUCCCGCAAAAAAUUCGCGUAUUGUGGCGAUUGCCCUUUGGAAUAAUGAUUGUGAUGAUCAGUUUUGCCGAGAUGAAUACGACUUUGUUGAUGGGUAUCGUCACCAUGCUCUUGAUUAUAUUGUUGGUUUUCGAGAGCUUUGUUGCCACGCCGCGAAGCUGCUUGUUUUACGGAUAUAACCGUGACCGCGAAUGCGAACUACCACGGGCACAUUCAGCUUGA
Molecule: messenger RNA, 1614 nt
Organism: Lodderomyces beijingensis
Lineage: Eukaryota; Fungi; Ascomycota; Pichiomycetes; Serinales; Debaryomycetaceae
Source: the annotation of a GenBank genome assembly